Molecule: messenger RNA, 978 nt
Organism: Lachancea thermotolerans CBS 6340
Lineage: Eukaryota; Fungi; Ascomycota; Saccharomycetes; Saccharomycetales; Saccharomycetaceae
Gene: RCI37
Product: Rci37p
Exons: 1
Coding region: 1-978 (325 amino acids)
Source: RefSeq, a predicted model, not a curated record
AUGGAUGAUAACAGGAAAUCGGAUGGGCAAGGCGAAAGAAAGACGGCCCUAAUGGAAAGUCCGUGGUUUAAGGAAGCUUACAAUUCAGCACUGAAGUUUUAUGAAAAAGACAGCGCUCUGGACUCGAAAGAUAGAUUAGAGCUCUCUAGGACAUUUGUUUCGAUUGCAAGGGCCGAGUUGUGGGGUGGCUGGGCUGCUUUUGCUCUUGUUUUCGGCGCCCCUUUCGGCUACAGGCUUUAUAAGACCGGCGCGGUCAGGGGAGUCAAAGUACCUCGAAACUUUGUUCUCGGGCUCUUCGCGAUGUUCACCACAACUCAGGCAUGCGGAAGAUAUGCAUUUAAUUCUAAGCUGGCUCAACUACAAAACGAUGGGAACUUCACACCACGCGGAUCAUUCGGAGACGACGAUGACCAAUCUCGCCCAGAAACAAACCAGCAGCGCCAAUACGAGAUGAUGAAGCUAGUCGGAUACGGAAUGGCUCCAAAGUGGGGCAACUACUUCUAUACCACAUUUCACAACCCGGAGAAGCGGCUGCCAAAUCCUAAGGUCAAACUUCAGGAAAUGAAAGAAGGCAAAACUUCAAACAUCUCCCCCAUCCUGAACCAGCGGGACCCCUUGGGGCUCUAUACGGGGCCCGGGUCGGAAAAGAAAAGGGGCAUCCCGCAAGGCAAUGGUGAGCAGUCCGGAGCAACAUCUAGCACAUCAGAUAAGGACGGGGUUGAGACUGGUACAACGACGGGCUCUUCUUGGGACAGGUUGCGUCAAGAGAACGGCAUCACUACCAAAUCCCCAGGCGGAAGAUGGUCCCAAAUUAGGAAGGCGCCUAGCGACGGCUCAGAUAUCUUUGGAUCCUCGCAACCAUCACAAUCCUCACAGUUUUCUGAACAGCCUACCGAUGACUCUCAAGGAGCCGAGGGUGCUCAGGAAGACUUUGACGCCCUGCUUGAAAAGGAAAGGCGUGGUGAGGAUACCGUCUAA